Messenger RNA from Lutzomyia longipalpis, 6278 nucleotides. RefSeq lists its product as uncharacterized. Gene Ontology annotation, biological process: muscle attachment; axon guidance; nerve development. The coding region runs from base 678 to 4541 and encodes 1287 amino acids. The transcript is spliced from 16 exons. NCBI's taxonomy places the organism in Eukaryota, Metazoa, Arthropoda, Insecta, Diptera, Psychodidae. Gene Ontology annotation, cellular component: sarcolemma; dystrophin-associated glycoprotein complex; dystroglycan complex. The record is from RefSeq and is a predicted model, not a curated record. Gene Ontology annotation, molecular function: laminin binding; calcium ion binding.
GGUGAAUUGAGUGACAGUUCAAGCUCAGGCGGUGUCGUCGUCGCGUCGGGAGUUUAGAAAUUAUCUAUCGCAUAGCAAUUCCAGAGGAAUUGCUCCACAAAAUCCGGUUAAAUUUCUCCUCAAAAGGGUGUUUUGCAGUGAUUAGUUUCACUUUUGGCCACCCAGUGGAUUCCAUCUGUGUUCUAUUCCCAAAAUUUAAGCCUAAAUUUGCGGCAUCUGCGAAUUUACAGCCGACCUAGGCAUAAAACAGACUUUUUGGUUUUUCUUUUACACCGCAGAGGUUUCUUGAUUUUUUUAUACCUCUCUUGAGUGCAGAAGAGAUUUUCACUGUUUAUUUCUGUGACAAUAUAUUUUCCUGCAGUGUUGCCUAAAAUUAAGUCUCUUCAUUGCUCAACACUGAUAUCACACACAUUUACGAAAAAAAACCCAAGAACUUGAUGACAACCACAAUGCUGUAGUGCCGGCGGAGAGUAUUUAAGGAAAAAUCAUCACAUUUUUUUUCGGGUGUGAUUCCCAUCACAUUCAAUACCCGAAGUCAAUCCCCUCAUUGACUUCGAAUAAUAAUACCCACGUUCCUCCCCUUUUGGGUCACACGGAGUGACUUCUGGAGGGACAGCCGUGAGGACGAGAUAGUAAAAAAGAACCCAUAGGCUUGUACGCUACAAUUAAGUACGACAAUGAUCUCAACGAGGAGAAAUGGGACAAGUUACUCAUUUCAUCUGCAUUGGAGCAUCGUCAUUGUGAUUGGAAGCCUAAUAGUUGCCGCAGCACAGCAGGAUUUCCAAUUUGAAAAUGGAAAUAACGAGGAGGAUCUGCAGUACGUCUUCACGGAGCCCGUGGAGCAAAUUGCAGAGACGGUGAAACCCACCAAAAAUACACAUUACGAAAAGGAAUUAUCGCAAUGUCCCCAUUCAGAGAGCAAAAUUGUCCUCUCGCUUGUGCUAAAGUCACAAAGUUGGAGUAAUAUUGUUGACAAUAAGAAGACUAAAGCUGUAAAUAAGCUUUCUCGGUUCUUCAUGGUCCCAAAGAAAUUUUUCCAUUUCGACGACAUUUCGCGGCGUGACAUUUACGAAAUGGUAAAAUACUCAUCAAAUCGCGGACCAAAUCCACCAAAUAUGGGCUCUAGUAAAAAAGUAGGACGGAUAGAAUUUGUGGUGGGAUGUGACAAUGAACUCUUCCCCACGGGCAAAUUAAUUGCCAAUCAAAUCGCGGAACAAAUGAAGGAUGGCACCAUUGCUGAUAUAUCUGGCUUGGAAUUUGAAUGGUGGUCCGUAUGGAGACGACGUGCGAGCAAUAGAGUUCCGCGGACAAAGCGUGAGACGGAAGGAUCGGGUGAAGAUGAGUACGAUGAUUACUAUGACGAAGAGGAUGAAGAAGAAGAGGAAAUAACCGAAGUGCCAACCGUAUCAACACAUGCACAUCGACAUCAUCAUGUUGAUAACAACAUUUUAGAUCGCGAUAGUAGAAUUGGCCUGACAAAGACAGUUCAGGCACCACAGAAUGGUCCUCAGGUACAAUUGGUAGCUGAUAGUGUUUCAGGGAAGACACUUGAUGCCCUCGAUCCGGAUAUUCGGGAGAGUGUAUCGAUUCUUGAGUCCGAAAUCUCCAAGACAAUUGAGAAUAAUAUGAGUAAAAUUAAGGAGAAUGAGGAGGAAAUUGAGAAGAUUUUGGAAGAUGCACGAAAGAAGAAGCCAACGGGUAUCUUCACGGAUAAUUUUAAUGUGGAGGAGGCUGAAGAUGAUUUUAUAACACCAAUUAUUGAGACAAUUCCGGAAGAUGAAAAAAUUGAGAUUAUCAAAAAGCCCCUACCAACGACACUGCCUCCAACAACAUACAGACACACGACACCGCCAGUGGUGACGAUGCCCGGAAAGAAGGGCAUUGAGGAUGAUUAUGUGAUUGAGGAUGUGUCCCACAUACGUAAAGAUGGCAUAAAGCCAAAAUAUGGGAAAGAUUUCGACACAACAGUGACACAUGUGCCAUCGGCCACCUCCACAGCCUCCACUACACUUGCAAUAGACAGAGAAUUGAUUGGGAAAGUCAAUCAUGGGGAGCAAUUUUGGAAGGCCAUAACAAAAUCUCCGGGUGGAUUUGAGGUAAAACCCGUGACAAAUAGCCAAAUGGUAACAGAUAAAUCAACCGAGGUGACCACAAAAAGCACAUUCCGUGACUCUCAGACCACCCCUAGCACACCUCUGGCAAGUACAGAGAGUACACAACAAGAGCAAACAAGCACAACCACUUCCUUGGCAUCGCAAACACCCACCCAGACCUCCCCGAAUGCAUUCACCGCCACGGCGACAGGUGCCAGUGCCACGGUCAAGGAAGGAGAAAUUGAGGAGGAAGAGGAAAAACUGACUGACUCAAUCCUACCGGAUGCAACUCACCGAGAAUCAACAACUUACAAAUCCCCGGAAACGACACCGACAAGCAAUUUGGCAGAAAAGGCAACAAGAAGUCCAUUUGCAGUCAUCCCAGAGGAACCCCGUGCAUCUGCUACAACCACAGAGAUGCCCGAUGAUUACGACGAGGAGGAUGAUGAUGAAGAAAUAAUCAGCAGAACGUCCAUCUACGAUGCCGUGCCAACGGUCUCGCCCACAACUGAGAGUAGCCCAACGACCACAACUUCAGCUCCGACGACAACAACAACAACCGAAAGGAUUGUCACAACGACGGAGUACAUUGAGCCCGAACCAGUAAAUAGUCCCCCAAUGAUUAAGAAUCGGCUACCGAAGCAGGCCCUUACCGCGGGAAAACCAUUCAGCCUGCAUGUACCCCUGGAGACGUUCUACGACAACGAGGAUGUGUAUAAUUUGCAAUUAGUGCUGUACGACAAGAAUGAUCAUCCCCUGAAAGCUAAUUCGUGGAUUCAAUUCAACAAGGAGACGCGAGAGAUUUAUGGAUUGCCCCUGGAGGAUGCUGUAUCACGAUGGCAGUAUCGUCUUCAUGCUAGCGAUAGCAUUGGUCAAAGUGUCACGGAGACAUUGGACAUCUCUGUGCAGCAACAUAAAUCCCACCGCAGUGCCAAUCAUGAGAUCAGCAUUGGCAUAAGGUUGAAUGAGAAAUUCAGCAAUAGCGUUGACUGGCAGAUGAAGGUGGUGCGAGCAAUUGUGAGCACAAUGGGGGAUGCUAGUAUGAACAAUGUCGUUGUCAGGGAAAUCAGGCAUAGUCAGCAAGACCCCAAUUCAGCUACAUUUGUCUACACCAAUGAAACUCUGCCCAAGGAUAGGUGUGUUGAGGAGGAACUGGAAGGACUUGUGAAGCGUCUUCACACCAAAGACUUCUCCGACGUUCUUAUGCCGGAGAUUUCUGUGAAGUCAGUCACUGGCCAACCAAUAGGCCCAUGCCAAAAGCACUCUGUUCCCAAACCCAAACCCACACCAACCAUUUCGAAGAACUUUGCUCCAGUUCCGAGAAAUCAAGUUGAUCGUGUGAAUGCAACAGUUGGUCAGUUGCUCAUCUUCCAAGUCCCGCAGGAUACCUUCUACGAUCCAGAGGAUGGAACUAAUCUGCGACUAUCAUUGCUGUCCCUGGAAGGAUCCAAGCUUGAUGCUAAGCAUUGGCUGCAGUUUGAUUCGAAAAAUCAGGAGUUUUAUGGGAUUCCCAAGCCCGCUGAUGUUGGUCAAAGGGAGUACCUUUUAGUUGCUGAGGACAGAGAAGGACUCACGGCAACAGACGCCCUGGUUGUUGUUGUCAAUCAUGCUCCUAAACGAGACUACAGUGCACUCUUUGAGAUGACUCUUGGGAUUUCCAAUGAAAACUUCAAUAACUCAGCCACUCAACGUAGAUUCAUCGAGAGGGUGGCUCAGGCCUUUGGGGAUGUUUCCACAGCUAACAUUCAGGUGAGAUCAAUUCGAGCUCUCCAUCAUUCUGGACACACCCUCGUGAGCUUCUACAACACAACAAUCUACCGCCAACAUCACAUCUGCCCACAUGAUGAGAUUGAAGUUCUCAGGAAUGUUCUAAUGUACCCCGAUGCAAGUGUUCGUGAUCGUGUCCGUGAAACAAUUGGCACUGAAUUCAAUCUUCUCAGUGUGAAUCUCAUCCCAGCUGGAACGUGCCAGGGUACUGAUACGAUGAUCCACGAUCCAUUUGUACCCAUCAAGACGGAGGAUAAACCAGCACCAACUUUCAAGGAUGACUACCUCCUGACCUUUGUUCUUCCUGCUGUGAUUAUUCUGGCUAUGCUGCUGCUUGCAUCCAUCAUUGCUUGCGUGCUUCAUCGACGUAGACUCACGGGGAAGAUGGAACUCGGGGAUGAGGAGGAGAGACGAUCAUUCAGAAGCAAGGGGAUUCCGGUGAUUUUCCAAGAUGAGCUCGAUGAGAAACCCGAAAUUGGGAAUAAGUCGCCGGUUAUUCUGAAAGAUGAGAAACCGCCGCUCCUGCCACCAUCCUAUAACAGCACCAAUCCCGAUGGUGACAACGAGGAUGUGGACGAGUACGUUCCACCACCAGCCGUGAUUAUCGGUGGCCGGGAGAGUCGAGGAAAGUCUCCAGUCACACCGUCAUACAGGAAGCCACCACCGUACGUAUCGCCUUAAAAAGGGACACCAUCAAACAAUCAUUAAUAAUUGUAAAAUCGAGUCAUAUUUUUAAGCAAAAAAAUGGGGUAAUAAAAGGAAGAAUUGAAAGCAUUAAGAACAACUCGCGACUGCACAAAAGAUCAAGCACUAUUCUUGAUAUUUUGCUAAAAGAAACAAUCAUCAUUUUUUUUUAUGUAAAAUUCUCUUUGCAAAAAAGAGAAAAAACUCGCACAUACUUUCUUGCACCAACAUAAGCAUUAUUUUAUAUUGAUGUGAAAGGAAGGAAAUUUUUUAUUAAAUCUAUCAAUUUAUUAGAUUUUAUCCUAGUUGUGUAGGUGUGAAGUUUUUUUCUUCAUAAAUUAUUUCACGUUUUUUCAUGUAAAUGUAGUGAUUUUAUACGACUGACCAUGAAUUUUCAUCAAAUUUUGCAUUCUUAGAGCAUGCAAAAUGGCGCCAAAGUUUUGGUGAAAAGUCUCCUAAAAUAAUUUUGUUUUUUUCAUAAACCCCUCGAGCCGCUUUUCAAUGUUGCGAACAAGAAAAUUUCUUAUCAUACACGUGAAAAUUCACUGCCAAAACCAAAAAUUUUUGUGAAAGAAAAGAGUUUCAAGAUUUGUGAAAUUAUCUGAGCACGUAGGAUUUUUUCGUAAUCACCGCGUACAAUAACUUUGUGAGAUAAGAUGAGUUUUUUUUUCAUUUUUUUUUAUAGAUAUCACAAAGAAAAUGAUUAAGAUUUUAAAUGCGAAAGUAGAACACAUAUUACGACCAUUUAGAAGAAAAAAAUCCUUAAAUGAAGAAGAAAAUUAAUGAAAAACUGCUUCCAAUUCCCAACGUUUUUUACAAAACACACAAAAAAGAAAAUCUUUUAGACAGCAAGAAAAAUAAUAAUAUAAAAUAUUUUUUAAGGAAUUGCAAAUGCAGAGAAGAUCAAUCCAAUUGAGAAAGAAAAAUAAAUAAUAGAAAAACCAAUAAUUGUACUAUAUAUUUUUAUAAAAUAAAAAUAAUAAAGAAAAUAAAAGGUAUAAAAUAAAAAUCACAUUGCAUAACGAAUAACAAUAUAUCCCAGGAAAUGAUUUGCAGAGCAGCUAUAUAUAAUUUUAUCAGGAUUAAUCUAAAAGUGAAUAAAUUAUUUUUUCAAUUUUCAAGGCAUAGAAAAAAAUGAAAAAUUUGUAAUUUUCCUAAAAUAAAAAAACGACCUCAAAACCAGCACGAAAUCACAUUAAUUAUUAGAAAUAUAAUAUCAUUCAAUUGAGCUUUAAAAAGCUCGUGAACUGGAUAAUGAAGAAAACCUAAUAAUUGUGGCAUUUUAUUUGUGAAAAUAAAUCUAACUCUAUGCUAGUUGCGUAAGGAAUAAAAGGAUUAAUAAUCGUAUAAUUGACCUAUGUAUAAAAUAUAUAUUUAAAGAAAAAAAGUAUACAGCGAUGCAUUAAACAAUUGUGGAAAUUUUUGUAUAUAGAAAUUAAUAAAAGAAAAAACAAGAAAAAAUCAAUCGGAGUGGAAUAAGAACGUAGCUUUUCCUUAUAGGUAUGUAGAGAAUGAAUAAAAAUGGAAAUUGAAAGGAUAAUAUUAAAAAAUCUGACUAUUUUGUGUAGUGCAGUGAAAAAACAAUAAUAAAAAAAACGAUGAAAGUAUCUAAACUAUGAAUUUGCAUAAGAAAAUGCACCUCCAAAAUUCUCUUCGGGCUAAAUUUAUAGAGGUUUUAGUUACCGAAUGAGAAGAAAAAUAAUUAAACGGUAAUAAAGAUUGAUAUUAAGUAAA